Molecule: messenger RNA, 655 nt
Organism: Corylus avellana
Lineage: Eukaryota; Viridiplantae; Streptophyta; Magnoliopsida; Fagales; Betulaceae
Source: RefSeq, a predicted model, not a curated record
CGGCCGUCUGUCGACUCUCUCUCUCGCUUUCUCGUUGCAAGCGGCGAGCCGUCGUCUCUCUCUCUCUCUCUCGUCUCCCGUCGUGUCCGGUGGCUUAACUUCAUCGUCGUCUCCCUCGCUUUCUCGUUGCAAGCGGCAAGCCGUCGUAUCUUUCUCUCGUCUUUUCAGGUAACUAAGGAUGGAAGCACAAAAAAGUGAAAAACAGUCUUCACCUGCUGCUGCAACCCCACCAAUGGCUUCAUGUCGAAAGAAGAAGAAUGAGGAAGCCACAUUCUUGGAGGAUUUGAAGGAGCACAUUGAUGAGUUUGUGCAUGCAUCUAUGGAUGAACACAAAACUUGCUUCAAGAAGACUAUACAGAAGAUGUUUGGAAUGUCAAAGAUUGUUGCAGAAAGGAGUUCAGAAUCUAAGGGAGUUGAAAGCUCUCUGCCCCUCCAAACAACAGUGUCAGACUAGAAUGUCUCCCCUUCUUUGGUGACAGCUUUAUAUCUAGUUUUAGACCAUGAUUUUCUCCAUGGAUAAUAAUACUAGGCUAUGUUUCUUGUUAGAAGUUUGAGUUGGGUAAACUAAUCCUUCUUGGAUGUUAAAUAUGAGUAAGUUUCUUUGACUAUCCCAAAUUGGAUUUCAGAUGAAUGGAUUUCAUCAUUCAUAUGUCUA